GAUUUAGGGGAACAGAGUCCACCGCAGGACCAGAACCGUCCCUGAAAACGGUUCCUGUCCAUUUAACUCUUUACAGAAACACACAAGACUGGAGUCUGACGACAGAACGAUAAUUUUGAAGAGUUUUACAUCAGAUGUAGAUGGAAUAUGAGUAAGUGUUAGUUUGGAACAUCCAGCAGAGCUUUGUGAGUGUGUGUGUGCUGUGUGUGUGUGUGUGUGCUGUGUGAGUGUGCUGUGUGUGUGUGUGUGUGUGAGCAGUGCUGUCAGUGUAAUGGCGGUCCACACCAUGUCUGCGUCUCUGCUCGCCGUCUGUCUUCUUGGAGGUUUCCUUCAGGUGUUCAGUCAAGCUGAAGUGUUUCGUGGGGCUCCAGGGGCCCACACCGUGUUCCUGCGACCCAAACGGGCCAACCAGUUCUUUAUAGAGGAGAUCCUGGAGGGCAACCUGGAGAAGGAGUGCUACGAGGAGCGGUGCAACUUUGAGGAGGCGCGGGAAGUGUUUGAAGAUGAUAAGAAGACGAUCGCCUUCUGGACCACCUACUAUAAUGGGGACCAGUGUCUUCCCAACCCCUGCCUCAAUGGAGGGAUCUGCAGUCAGAAGGUGGGGGGCUUCUCCUGCUCCUGCAGCUCCCCUAACUACGGACACAUCUGCGAACUGAGCCCACAGGCAGCCAAAGAACAGGAGCUGCUGAAGCCUCAGUACAAAGCUCCAGCAAUAUCAGAGUGUCCAACCAAAGGCCCCAAGGUGUGCCACCAGCUGUGCAUGGCGGACGUUUACUCGUAUAAAUGCUCGUGCAUGUCGGGAUUCAAACUACAGAGCGACAUGCGGAGCUGCCAGCCUGAAGUCGAGUUUCCCUGCGGGAGGAUUCCUGACACCAACAGUUCAAUGUGUCGCCAUGGAAACUGCUCCUGGCAGGUGUCCCUGAUCAACAGUGGUGGGGUGGAGUUCUGUGGUGGAGUCGUGCUCGGCCGAAGGUCCAUCCUGACCUCCGCCCGCUGCCUCUUUCUGAACUCAGGAGCUGCCCUCCGACCCUCAGACUUCUACGUUGUCACAGGUAACAGGACGGACAUCCCGGUCCGGGCGCUGAACCUCCACAAUCGUUUCCAUUCAGAUGACCACGACUUUGACCUCGCCCUCCUGGAGCUGGCCACGCCCAUCAACUUUGACCCCACCCUCACCCACCUCUGCCUGCCCACCAAGGACUUCAGUGAAAACAUCCUGAUGCAUUCUGGGAGGAAGGGGCGUGCCCAGAACCAUGAGCUGGUUUACAUGACGCUGGACGAAUGUCGCAGACAGCUGACCGCCCCACACCCACUGAGCAACAAAAUGUUCUGCAUGAGGAGGAGGAAGGGGGCCCAGGGAAGCCCAGACGGAGCGCAGAGCAGAACCAGAUCAUCGGGGUGUACCGAUACCAGCCAAAGUCUAAACAGACUCUCAGGAAGGCAAAGUGUUACUCAGGAAAGACUUGCUGGACUUGCCCAGGACCAGAAUCAGACUCAAACUGAAGACGAUCUGACCAGGACAUCAAACGGAGCAGAAAACCGCAGCCACAGCUUAGAAAACCAACACCACGAGUCACCAGCAGGUGGCAGCAGACUGAGAUGUGGCGGUUUGAUGCCGGGGUCUCCGGUCGUUACGGUGGAGAAAGGAACGGCCUUCCUGACCGGGCUGCUGACGUCUCCGUCCUCUGAUUGUGACAUUCAGGUGUUCACCAAAGUGUCCCGGUACCUGAACUGGAUCCAACCGAAGCUGCAGGCGGUGGAGAAUCACAUGACCCCCCAGGUCAGGCAGUACCCAGAGAGCCGCUGAGCAGAGAACGGAGCCAGGGGGGGGGGGCUGGGAGAUGUCUUCAGCUGUGAUUUACUUUAACGUUAAAAUAUUGGACGCUGAUCUUAGAACCUUUAAAUGUGUUCCUUACAUUCCUGGUUCAGAACGUUAUUCCCUGAAUUAGAACUUUAUGAAUUAUUCCGGCUCAUAAAUAAAUGCUUUAAAAGUUU
Molecule: messenger RNA, 1995 nt
Organism: Girardinichthys multiradiatus
Lineage: Eukaryota; Metazoa; Chordata; Actinopteri; Cyprinodontiformes; Goodeidae
Gene: prozb
Product: protein Z, vitamin K-dependent plasma glycoprotein b
Exons: 8
Coding region: 272-1807 (511 amino acids)
Biological process (GO): blood coagulation; proteolysis
Cellular component (GO): extracellular region
Molecular function (GO): calcium ion binding; serine-type endopeptidase activity
Source: RefSeq, a predicted model, not a curated record